Eucalyptus grandis is the source of this 2000-nucleotide messenger RNA. Its product is annotated as putative cyclin-A3-1. The transcript has 8 exons. Gene Ontology annotation, biological process: regulation of cyclin-dependent protein serine/threonine kinase activity; mitotic cell cycle phase transition. Bases 198 to 1355 code for a protein of 385 amino acids. Gene Ontology annotation, cellular component: cyclin-dependent protein kinase holoenzyme complex; cytoplasm; nucleus. Gene Ontology annotation, molecular function: cyclin-dependent protein serine/threonine kinase regulator activity. The record is from RefSeq and is a predicted model, not a curated record. Lineage: Eukaryota; Viridiplantae; Streptophyta; Magnoliopsida; Myrtales; Myrtaceae.
GAAGCGCCAAGAAAAUGGCUUUCAAACAUGGCGCUCCUCCUGAAAAUUUCCCUUCUCUACAAAACUCCCCCCGCUUCCCUCAUUCCCCCCCCGCCACUCCCUCCUCUCCUCUCUUCCCUCCCCUCUCUCCAUUCGCUAAGGCGGAGCACUCGUGAGGAGGCGGGGGAGUGCGCGCGCAUUGGUCAUCGCUGCUGAUAAUGGCGGACCAGGGGCGGAGCUCGCGCAUCACCCGGGCGGCCAAGAAGAGGGCCGCGUCGUCGGCGGCGGGCGGCGGCGGCGGGGACCAGGCCCCGGCCACCAAGAAGCGCGUCGUCCUCGGGGAGCUCCCCAACCUCUCGAACGUCCUCGUCGAGGCGCGGGGCGAGCCGAACGCGAAGCCGCUCAAGACCACCGCCAGGCAGCCGCCCAAGGCGGGUCGAGGGAAGGUCAAGAAGCCCGCGGCGGCGGCGGAGGGCGCGGCCUCGUUGGAGCCCGAGGAUGGGGAUCCCAAUAUCGACGUCGAGCCCGCGUCCGACGAUCCCCAGAUGUGUCGGGCUUACGUGGCCGACAUCUACGAGUACCUGCACAAAAUGGAGAUGGAGCCUCACAGAAGGCCUCUGCCGGAUUACCUCGAGAAGGUCCAGAAGGACGUGACGGCGAACAUGAGAGGGAUACUGGUCGAUUGGUUGAUUGAGGUCGCCGAAGAGUACAAGCUCCUCUCCGAUACGGUCUACCUCUCCAUCUCCUACAUUGACAGGUUCCUGUCCCUCAGUAUCCUCAACCGGCAGAAGCUUCAGUUGCUGGGCGUUUCCGCAAUGCUUAUCGCCUCAAAGUAUGAAGAGAUCAGCCCUCCUCAUGUGGAAGACUUCUGUUAUAUAACCGACAACACUUACACUAAGGAAGAGGUCGUUAAGAUGGAGUCUGAUAUACUCAAGUCGCUGAUGUUUGAGAUGGGCAAUCCUACGAUUAAGUCAUUUUUGAGAAGGUUCAAUCGAAUUGCUCAAGAGGGCCUUAAAGCAAAUAAUCAUCUGCAACUAGAGUUCCUAGGGUACUACCUUGCCGAGCUGAGCUUGCUCGACUAUAGUUGCGUGAAGUUCUUGCCUUCUCUGGUAGCUGCUUCUGUGAUAUUCCUUGCCAGAUUUAUGAUCCGACCAAAGAGCCAUCCCUGGAGCUUAGCGCUGCAACAAUACUCAGGGUAUUGUCCCAAAGAUUUGAAGGAUUGUGUGCAAAUCCUACAUGACUUGUAUCUAAGUAGAAGGGGUGGAUCUUUGCCUGCCGUGAGAGAAAAAUACAGGCAACAUAAGUUCAAAUGCGUCGCAAGCAUGGCCUCUCCCCCGGAGAUACCCGCAACUUACUUUGAAGAUAUUGGAGAAUGAUGAGUUGGAUUGCCAUUGGUGAUGAAAUCAAAUCACAUUUUUCAGCAAAUGAAUAGAGAGUUGCACGAUUCUCAGGAUUGGAGGAUUUUCCAUUAGCUUUCAAAUGCUGACUGGGCUCUCUAAAGUGGCAGAUUAGCUUGGUGGAGAAUGCACAUAAAGCAGAACAUGUGAUGCUGAAAAAGAGCUCGUUACUGUGUUCAGCGUUGCUGCGAUCCGAAGGCAAAGUUGAUAUCCUGGAUACCAACAUGGGCAAUUUAAAUUGGUUCUACGACUGAGAUGAGCAUUGGAGACUAGUUGAUCUUUGUUUCUGAUUACCAGACAUUGACUUCCCACUGUACAUAGAUUGACAGUGAUCAAAUUUUGGCUUUGUCAUUAUAAUGAUUCUGAUCUGGUAAUCCGUGCUCAAUUAUUUUUUUCACCGUACCAUGAGGAAAAUAGUGAAUUCUCAUGUACUUUUUAAGGACAAAAGCUCGAUUGGCUAGAACAUUGCUCUGUCAAAUAGCCAUUACUAAUACAGAGGAGUGUAGUGCAGGAGGGAAAAGUGGCGUUUUCUCUUUAUAAUUAAUUUUCUCUUGUAGAAAGUUACUUAAGGACUGCAACUUGGUCCACUGAUAAAAGGCUUGAUGGCAACUAGCUUAAGAAUCA